ACUUCUGUGGAGGAGAUGCCCGUGAGGCGGACACCAGGAGGCUCCAGGGCACGUCCCCAAGGAGGGAGGCAUCCUGUCUGGUGCUACCCUCACGGCCUCUGAGUGUAGCAGAGGUAGAGCAAGCAGCUUUUCCUGCUGAGGCCCCCUUGCCUGGGCCCGUUCAGUAGCCUGUUGCUGUUGGCGGAAAGCCUGGGCCUCAGAGCCUGCUGGCCAUCAAGGUCGGGCGCCCACUGUGGGGAGAAAGGCAGGCCCAGCCGCAAACCAGGAGCAGCUCCCGGAGCCUCCACAGAAAGCUGGCAGCAUGCCUGCUGACGGCGACUUUCUAACAGGAACUUCCCCAGUCCAGGCACCACACGGCUGGCAGAGCGGAGCUCAGAUGCCGUGUGGGCCUCAGUCCAUGCCCCAGGAACUAGGCGACGCCUUCCUCAUGCCCAGGGCCCCUUGGCUUGUUCUCUCAAUGCCCAGGGCUAUUUCUUCUAUUUCAUUCCAUGGCCCGGGCGCCACCACACACAUUCUAACCGUACCCCAGCUCUCAGCCUGCCACAUCUUUGUAGGCUCCAGUGUCUGGUCCUCAGCAACCCUCUCCACAUCCUGAGCAAGUUUUGUCCCCACAUAACCUCUGGAACAUGAUCCUUAAAAAAAAAAUCUCUCUGAGCCUCAGAUUCUCCCCUGUAGAAUCUUCUCUCAAUGUGGCUGUGUUAGGAGAACACUCUGGAAACUGCAAAAGCUGUGCUCAUACGUAAGGAAUCAGGGCAGUGGCCCAGUCCCUGCCAGGAACUUUGCAUUCUACCUGGAUCCCCUCUCUCCAUGCCUCCCAAGCCUCCACUGAAUUCCCCAGCUCCUCCACCCUUUGGAAAGCAGAAAUGAAGAAGAGGCCCCACUUCUGACAAGUGUUCCCAUGAAUGAGGAGCCAUUGGGAAGAUCCUAAGCCCCCUCCUUUCACAAACAAGGAACUUAAAGCUCUGAGAGGUGAAGGAACUUGCCCAAGGUCACACAGUCAAGGACAGGGGGAAGAGCACAGUCAAGGUAUCCCUAGUUCUCUUGUAAUACUCCCUCCACUUCCCCAUGCUGGCUUGAAGCCUUGUUCAUCCUAAGCCCCAUAUCCAGCCCAACCUAGUCCUGUGAGAAGGACAGGAGCCACCUUUGAGGGCCUCGUCUGAGCCAGAUGUUCUCUUCUGCCCUCCUUUCCCUUCCCUGUGUCAUCAGCCCGUUCACCUCUCCCUCCCUGCCCAGCAGGCAAAAGGCACUGUGCCUCGAGAUGCCUCCCCAGCUCCCCAGCUUCAUGCCUGGCCUAGUGCUUUACUGCUCUCAGCAGCUCUGGGUGUGUCUCUCCCAUCGGACUACGUGUUCCUUGAAGCUCUGGGUCUCCUGCAUCUAGCUCGACAUUUAUCAAUAAAGAGCCUGGCGGUAAGCCUUUUGGCUCAAUAAAUAAGCUCAGUAAACGCUGCUCAGUGAGGAGGAGGAAAGGGAGGCUGAGAAGACAGGAGUGCCGAGCCCGAGAGCCCGGAGGUCGUCCGGGCUCAGUAAACCCCAGAUGAAGAAGCAGCGCUCAGAGACGAGAAGGGAUCGCCCCAAGGUCACAGCCAUCCCUCCGCCCCCCGCUCCUGCUCUCUCCGCCUAGCCUUUUCCCCUCCCAGCCGCCUGCCUGCCAGGGGUAGUGAGCCAGCUGAGCGGCAUGGAGACGCAGGAACUUCGAGGGGCCCUGGCUCUUCUCCUCCUUUGCACUUUCGCAUCUGCCAGUCAGGACCUGCAGGUGAUUGACCUGCUGACUGUGGGCGAGUCUCGGCAGAUGACAGCUGUAGCAGAGAAGAUCCGGGCAGCCCUGCUCACUGCUGGAGACAUCUACCUCUUGUCCACCUUCCGCCUGCCCCCCAAGCAGGGUGGGGUCCUCUUUGGCCUCUACUCUCGCCAGGACAACACACGAUGGCUGGAGGCCUCAGUUGUGGGCAAAAUUAACAAAGUCCUGGUGCGGUACCAGCGAGAGGACAGCAGAGCGCAUGCGGUGAGCCUCCAGCAAGCAGGCCUGGCCGACGGGCGCACACACACGGCUCUCCUGCGUCUCCGCGGCCCCGCCCGACCCAGCCCUGCCCUGCAGCUCUAUGUGGACUGCAAACUGGGAGACCAGCAUGCUGGCCUCCCUGCGCUGGCCCCCAUUCCUCCAGCGGAGGUCGACGGGCUGGAGAUCCGGACUGGACAGAAGGCGUAUUUGAGGAUGCAGGGCUUCGUGGAAUCUAUGAAAAUGAUUCUGGGCGGGUCCAUGGCCCGGGUGGGAGCCCUGAGUGAGUGUCCAUUCCAGGGGGACGAGUCCAUCCACAGUGCAGUGACCAACGCACUCCACUCCAUCCUAGGUGAGCAGACCAAGGCGCUGGUCACCCAGCUCACUCUCUUCAACCAGAUCCUGGUGGAGCUGCGCGAUGAUAUCCGAGACCAGGUGAAGGAAAUGUCUCUGAUCCGAAACACCAUCAUGGAGUGUCAGGUGUGCGGCUUCCACGAGCAGCGUUCCCACUGCAGCCCCAACCCCUGCUUCCGAGGCGUGGACUGCAUGGAAGUGUACGAGUACCCCGGCUACCGCUGCGGGCCCUGCCCCCCUGGCCUGCAGGGCAACGGCACCCACUGCGCUGACGUCAAUGAGUGCGCUCACACUGACCCUUGCUUCCCUGGGGCCAGCUGCAUCAACACCGUGCCCGGCUUCCACUGUGAAGCCUGUCCUCGAGGCUACAGAGGCACCCGGGUGUCUGGUGUGGGCAUCGACUAUGCCCGCGCCAGCAAACAGGUCUGCCAUGAUGUGGACGAAUGCAACGAUGGGAACAACGGUGGCUGUGACCCAAACUCCAUCUGCACCAAUACUGUGGGCUCCUUCAAGUGUGGCCCCUGUCGCCUGGGCUUCCUAGGCAACCAGAGCCAGGGCUGCCUCCCAGCCCGCACCUGCCACAGCCCAGCCCACAGCCCCUGCCACGUCCAUGCGCACUGUCUCUUCGAACGCAACGGGGCAGUGUCCUGCGCGUGUAACGUGGGCUGGGCCGGGAAUGGGAAUGUGUGUGGGACCGACACAGACAUCGAUGGCUACCCGGACCAGGCCCUGCCAUGCAUGGACAACAACAAACACUGCAAGCAGGACAAUUGCCUUUUGACACCCAACUCUGGGCAGGAAGAUGCUGAUAACGAUGGCGUGGGGGACCAGUGUGAUGAUGAUGCCGAUGGGGAUGGGAUCAAGAAUGUCGAGGACAACUGCCGGCUCUUCCCCAACAAGGACCAGCAAAACUCUGAUACAGAUUCGUUCGGGGAUGCCUGUGACAACUGCCCCAACGUUCCCAACAAUGACCAGAAGGACACGGACGGCAACGGGGAAGGGGACGCGUGUGACAACGAUGUGGAUGGGGACGGCAUCCCCAACGGAUUGGACAAUUGCCCUAAAGUCCCCAACCCCCUGCAGACAGACAGGGAUGAGGACGGGGUGGGAGAUGCCUGUGAUAGCUGUCCUGAGAUGAGCAAUCCUACGCAGACAGAUGCAGACAGCGACCUGGUAGGGGAUGUCUGUGACACCAACGAGGACAGCGAUGGGGAUGGACAUCAGGACACCAAGGACAACUGCCCACAGCUGCCAAACAGCUCUCAGCUGGACUCAGACAAUGACGGACUUGGAGAUGAGUGUGAUGGGGACGAUGACAAUGACGGGGUCCCAGACUACGUGCCUCCUGGUCCUGAUAACUGUCGCCUGGUACCCAAUCCCAAUCAGAAGGACUCAGACGGCAAUGGUGUUGGGGACGUGUGUGAGGAUGACUUUGACAAUGAUGCAGUGGUCGACCCCCUGGACGUGUGCCCUGAGAGUGCAGAGGUGACCCUCACAGACUUCCGGGCCUAUCAGACUGUCGUCUUGGAUCCUGAGGGUGAUGCUCAGAUUGAUCCAAACUGGGUCGUGCUCAACCAGGGCAUGGAAAUCGUUCAGACCAUGAACAGUGACCCCGGCCUGGCAGUUGGAUAUACAGCCUUCAAUGGUGUGGACUUUGAAGGCACCUUCCACGUGAACACGGUGACUGAUGAUGACUAUGCAGGCUUUCUCUUCAGCUAUCAAGACAGCGGCCGCUUCUACGUGGUCAUGUGGAAGCAGACGGAGCAGACCUACUGGCAGGCCACACCUUUCCGGGCUGUUGCUCAGCCGGGGCUGCAGCUCAAGGCAGUGACGUCAGUGUCCGGCCCAGGUGAGCACCUCCGGAAUGCCCUGUGGCACACUGGCCACACCCCUGAUCAGGUGCGACUGCUGUGGACGGACCCACGAAACGUGGGCUGGCGUGACAAGACCUCCUACCGCUGGCAGCUGCUGCACCGGCCUCAAGUGGGCUACAUCCGGGUGAAGCUCUACGAGGGUCCUCAGCUAGUGGCGGAUUCUGGGGUGAUCAUUGAUACAGCCAUGCGGGGAGGGCGUCUUGGUGUAUUCUGCUUCUCCCAGGAAAACAUCAUUUGGUCCAAUCUCCAAUACCGAUGCAAUGACACCGUGCCCGAGGAUUUUGAGCCGUUCCGGAGGCAGCUGCUCCAGGGAAGAGUGUGAAGAGGUGGCCACCAGAUUCAGAAUCCUGAUUUUAGACCCUCUGGCCUUGGGGUCCAUCCUGGAGACGCUGGGGUCUAAUCUGCAGCAGUUCAGCCAAACACAGACCCCCCCCCUCUGGCACCCACAGGAGUUUAGCCCCAGAGGGGUGGGACCCCACUGUUCAGGAGUUGGGAAGCUUUCAAGGGAUAUUUUUCUCAGGCACUAACCCCAGGAAAGAUAACACCACAUUGCCAUAAAGUUCCAGUGGUUUUCUAAGCUAGUGCAUGUUGCUUAUUUUAGGGAUU
Molecule: messenger RNA, 4830 nt
Organism: Mirounga angustirostris (Northern elephant seal)
Lineage: Eukaryota; Metazoa; Chordata; Mammalia; Carnivora; Phocidae
Gene: THBS3
Product: thrombospondin 3
Exons: 25
Coding region: 1676-4546 (956 amino acids)
Biological process (GO): cell adhesion
Cellular component (GO): extracellular region
Molecular function (GO): heparin binding; calcium ion binding
Source: RefSeq, a predicted model, not a curated record